CACACCACCUUUUGUUUAGGAGCCCUUUAUUGCAGGCAAAGAGCAGUUGUGCCCAUCUCCAUCAUCGCAUCCAGAAGAAUAUCGAGUCAUCAUGAGGACCAGUCACAUCCUUCUCCUCUGCAUCCUGGGAGCUGCGUUGCUGGACUCCGUGAUCUGCAACAAUGGAACUGGUCCUGAUGACUGCUGCUUCAAAUUCUACCCAAGAAGAUUGAACAAAAACCUCAUCACUUCAUAUUACAUGACUGAUUACCGGUGCCCAAAAACUGGAACCAUUCUGGUUACCCAAAAGUCUCAUCAUAUCUGUGUGGAUCCAAAUCUCUCCUGGGUUAAGGGCAUCAUAAAAAUGGUGGAUGAACGCUUCAUGUAAAGCAGCCGCCUGCUCAUCCUUAUUUCAAGUUACUGUGGCUUUUGUUGCUUUAUCAAUUAACGAACUAUGAAAUGCAAAUGUUGGUGUUAAUGUGCAAAAUUGUUAUCUCUCAUGCUUUGCUUUUGUAAUAUCCUUUGAAUGCUAUGUAUUAACCAAACAUAUCAUACAAAUAAAGUAAAAAACUUUG
Micropterus salmoides (largemouth bass) is the source of this 554-nucleotide messenger RNA. RefSeq names its product chemokine (C-C motif) ligand 36, duplicate 1 (gene ccl36.1). Lineage: Eukaryota; Metazoa; Chordata; Actinopteri; Centrarchiformes; Centrarchidae. Gene Ontology annotation, cellular component: extracellular region. Gene Ontology annotation, molecular function: chemokine activity; CCR chemokine receptor binding. Bases 92 to 367 code for a protein of 91 amino acids. Gene Ontology annotation, biological process: G protein-coupled receptor signaling pathway; chemokine-mediated signaling pathway; positive regulation of GTPase activity. The transcript is spliced from 3 exons. The record is from RefSeq and is a predicted model, not a curated record.